UUGUCAGUGAUGGCAGUGGGGACAGUCUAAAGGAAAUAAGGGGAAGACUGGGAAGAGUUGUUCAAUCAAAGUCCAGACACCUGAGUCACAAGAUGUCACAAGAGACAGACUCAUGCAGAGAUGUCUGUCCGAUCGCGUUUGACCGCCCUUGGCCCAAGUCGUUCUGGGUGCGGUGACGGCGGGUGACGUAUCCGAGUGCAAUGCCGGGCCGUGGCUGUCAGAUCGAGAGCAUGUUUGCAGAGUCUUUAAAGCUGGGAUGCUGUGAAGUUGACGUGACCUUUCUCAAGAAGAGGUCGAAGCAAUUGUGUGGAGCGUGCCGCAAGGUUCCAGUCGAUCCCGAAAUCACCGUCAAGGUGGUCAAUGGUGAAGUGACAGGCCUGGUGUACGAGUGGGACCUGCAGGACAGUUGGCCCAUUCACUUCACCAAGGCGCGGCUUCAGAUUCUAUCUUUUGCCGAGUUGGAAAUCCUCGAGGUCUCCCGGAACAGGACACUGGUUCGGAUGCGGCCGGAAGUGCUUCAAAUGCAAACUGGAUCUCAAACCUGGGAUGACAAGGUCAGUCGCCGAGGUGUGAGCGAGUGGCACAGUGGCGCUGUGGCUGAAACGGUGCUUCCUCCUGGAUUUGAGAUCGAAGAGCUGUUGGUGGUUCACGAGCUGCUGCUGAAACAUUCGCUACAUAAGGCCAUGAAGCAACGGCCUUUUGCGCAGAGGCGCAAAGGCGUUUGGCAACGGCCCAUGCGGGCCAUGCGAAGUUCGCAGGCCUUGGUGUGGCCACACCAGAGUUCUCGAGGUGAUGCGGUCUUUUUGACCGCAGACUUCGAAACCGGAUGAGUUCAGUUGAUUUGAAUAACCUCAUAAUGCUGUAUCUCGUAUCUCCAUCAACUCAGUCUUGGACGCGAUGCUUGGCAAUGGCUUCACAAUGCUUCACAUGCAACAUGACACAGUCGAAAACGAGGCAUCACAGAGCGGGCUGGUGCGGUUUCAUCCGCAGGCCCGAGACAGGUAGGAGGUCUUGGGGUGGUUUGAUUGACUAAGGUGAAGGCAAUGCUCGGACGAACUGAACCCUCGCGAUCUUCGGACGGCAGAGCUUCAGCUGUAAAGCGGAAACGAUGCCAUGAGCUCCAGACCAGCGCGGACUGAG
This is a messenger RNA of Durusdinium trenchii, 1140 nucleotides long. The record is from the annotation of a GenBank genome assembly. Lineage: Eukaryota; Dinophyceae; Suessiales; Symbiodiniaceae.